AUGUGGUCUCUUCCCACUUUCAUAGCUUUCCCCUUCACCCUCCCUUCACUACCUUCCAUAUCAUUGCCUGCUAACAUCCAGCGACGUUUUCUCUCUUUCAUACUCAAAAGGACCCUCGGUAGAUUUAUAAAAGCGGGUCUUGACGUGGAUCAGAUUCAAGCUCAGAUCGGAGAGGGUAAGAUAGAGAUUGAGAGUCUGGAGCUUGACCAUGAGGAAAUAAAUUCACUCAUCCCCACCUCUGUUCCAUUACGCGUCACAUCUGGAACACUAGCAAAGGUCGCUGCUCAAUUACCUUUUCCAAACCUCUGGUCUUCAUCUCUUUCUUUAUCCCUCGAUACUCUUCACCUUGAUCUCACUCUCACACAAUCCUCUUCUCAUAACGGAACUCCCUUAUCGAAUCUUUCUCCUAAUUACCAAACUUCUCCACCGGAUUUGACCAGUUCAGUCACCACUGCCGCAGGUGAUUUCCUUCAUGACGAAUUAAACGCCUUCGAAGAGGCUGAGCUCGACCGUUCGAUACGACAAUCUAUCAUCCUCUCUCACACAGAUCCAUUUAUCACUGAUGACGAUGUACCCGGAGCUUUCCCCCCAACAUCCUAUUCUGAGCCCGGACAUGCCCCGGAUGUUCUCGCACCGACGGUGGAGAGCACAACGGUGCUCGCGGGCUUGGUAGAAAGAAUAUUGGAACGACUGGAAUUGAAGGUCAAGGACGUCCGUAUACGAGUGAAACAUGAAGACGAGCAACAUGGUAUUACCUUCGAGCUUCGCAUCGGUCAGAUCACCUAUGGUGAUGAAAGUACUCCCACUGGUACUGGUCCUACUGGGGCCAGAGAGAUUCUCCGAGUCGUCCGGUUCUCAAAUGUCGAGAUAUACAGCUCUCCUGAAAGACCUGUCAGGAAAACACAUGCCGCUUCAUCUAGAUCAUCUUCGAUGUCCAACUUCUCAUCUUCUGAUUCUUCAAAUACGCCAAUGACUAAGGAUGAAGAGGCGAUGUUUUUUAUGUCCCAAUCUGUGGCCGAUCUACGACAAAGUAGUGCGAUGAGCAUGGCGUCUGGUAUGAGUGUUUACCAUUCUACCUACGAUGGUGGAGAGGAAGAUGAAGCCGAGAGUUCAUCGACAACCAGAGAAAGAAGUCCCUCGCCCGUCCCGAGUUCCGUCGAACGAUCCAAUUCGAGAGAGAUAUCGCUGCUCAAUUUUGGCAACGAAGAUAUCGUAUGCAGUAUGAAGACGAUCACCCCACUUCAAACUGCUUCAAGUAACAAUGCCCAAAAACCAAGUAUGCCUAAUACACCGGAACCCUGCGUUGCUCUCGAAGUCUCCAUGGGCACUAUCUCAGUGCUUCUUCUACCUGCUCAAGUGGCGGCUAUGCUCUCCGCUGUUCGAUACAUUCAGCCUGACGCCGUUCCCAGCGACCCACCACCCAACGUACCUUCCUCCAGUAUUCAACCUCGUCUCACAGCUCGACAAUCUAUCAAAGAUAUCCAUGUCGUUCUGGUCUAUGAUAUCAAAUUCGAGGUAGAAGAUGCCUUCCAAACCGCUGUAUCUCAGUUUUUUCAACGCCCAGCAUCUCACGUUUUACCAUACGGUCAUCUGCGACUCCGCGUCGAGUCUCUCCAAGCCAUCUACAGCUGGAGUCAAGUAUCUCCCUCUCAGAGUACUCAUGGCGGUUCUUCCGGAAGAAGACCCAGUCAGAUGCCAACCUCUCCCCCUGCUGAGAUUUCCCUAUCCAUAGGCGAGGUUUCCAUCUUCGAACACAUACCUACCGCAACGAGGCCGAUGACCAAUAGCACGGCAGACCUUCCUCCUGGUGGAACUUACCCUGUCCUCAUAUUCGACCCAAACCUUUCCAAGCAGUAUCUUAUGGCUCCUGGAAUCGUUUCACCCGCCACCACUCCCGCUAAACCUAUGGGACCUGUGGGACAGCCGUUUCCAGAGUUCGAAUGCGGUGAUUGGCGGGGUAUAGCGCCCAGAGGUGGACCAAAUGAGAAGGCGUGGCGUGUGCGUCUACCUGGUCGGAGCGUUCUCAAGACUCAUCAUACCGAAACUGAGAGAUUUUCUCCUUGUAUUACCGUCCGCAGGUCCAUUUCGCAAUCUGUCUUCGUAUCUUUGGCACCUGUUCAUCUCUUCUGCGAUCUUUCUCUCGUGGAACGCAUGCUUCCUUUCCUUCGUCUUGUCAGCCCCGCUAUGAGGUCACCUUCAAGUCGUUCUUUGCCACCCUCCCCAAUCGCAUUUCGUUCCACCAGACCCCUCCCUGACGGCCGACCUGAUCCAACCUUUCCUGAACACUUACAGUCUACUUCUGGCAUGCAUUAUAGACGCACCGAGCGGUCUGUACAGACCCUGCAAGUCAGCUGUCCAAUGAUCCGAGUAGACAUAAGAUGUCCUGCUCCACCCAAUCGUCGUGGUAGUUGGGGAGACGGAGGAUAUCUUCGAUCCGGAGUGGUGUCGCUUGAUAUACACACCUUCUGCCUCAAAACUACCUAUCCCAGGCAAUCGUCUCAGUCUCGCGACUUUCGAUCGGCUUCAGGAACUCCUUCCAUUCGUGUGGAGUGGAGGAAAGUGUUGCUUUUCUUCUGUCGAGUGCCUGCGAAAAAGGCUUCCGCAUUCCUCGUCAUUGGACCUUUGGCCCCCGAUGUGACUGACACGCCCGACGAUCCUAUCCUAUUCCCCAGUAUCGUCGUUGAGAAAGGCGCGGCGACUAAAAAUCUAGGAGCUCAAUCUUCUACUCAAGUCGUCACCAUCGAUGUCCCUUCUCUACAAGCCAACGUACGUCAAUCAACCGUUGAAGGUUUGCAAUUCUUCGCCGAUGAUAUCACCCAUUGGUUAGAUGGAGCAUUUGGCGACGGUUCUUCUCCCAGACCAAGGGAUGAUCUCAAGAUGAUCGGCAGUCGAUUUUUUGGUUCCAAAGCAUCUUCUUCAGCCUCGAGUUCUACUUAUGACGAUGAUGAUUCGACUGCUGCCACCAUUCUCCGACUAAGCGUCAGUGAGACAGACAUUCGUUUACUCGUCCCUCGUAUCGAUCCUACUGGGAAUGAACGUGCACUAUCGAUCAAAGCAAGUGAUACCAAUGCCAAAGUGGAAAAGAACACGUCAGGAAAACAAGAGAUUGUAUUUUCAAUCACCAUCAUGGAUGCUGAAUUCUCCGAUGUCUCUCGAAUCCCGUCGAUGUGUAUUUGGUCUAGAACGACACCUCUCACUUUGACUCUCAACAAUCGACCCAUUGUCCAAAUGCGCUUUUCAUCCCUUACAAAUCCCGUUACGACCACUAAAGAAACCGGGAUAAGAAUCGUUACUUCCUCGUGGACCUUUUUUCUCACCAAGGACUUUGCGUGGAUACAGGAACUAAGAAAUUUCGUCAAAACACCAGAAGGAGUAUUUGAAGAUGUUGUACCUUCCGAAGUCACCCGGGUAGAGUUGAGUUUACAUGAAUCGUCCAUCCAUAUCGCCGCACCUACCCUUCCUGGAGCUCUUGUGGCCGUUUUGGGACAGGUGGAGGUUCACACGGUCAUGGUCAGCGAUUCGAAUGAAAAUACAAUACACAUCGACGUCCCACAAGCACAUUUACUGGCUAUUGACGAUCUUUCGACAAUGACAACAUUGCAAUCUGGAUUUACCACAUCCACGGAAACGUGGCAUCGAGCAGGUAUGGCCCAACUUUGUGAUUUAACUUCUUUCUCCUCUCAACUGAUUCGAGAUCUCAUCAACAAAGAAACACAAUUUGAUAUUUCUCGUUCUCGACUCUCUCUUACUAUCUGCGCCGAUUCUAUGGCAACACUUGUAGCUCUAAUAGGGGAUUUAUCAAAUCUAUCCGCCUUUGUUACGGGUAAAAACACAGACCCAGAUUUGGCUUUGGACAUCGAUAUGAUCAUGGAUGAUCUUCCUACCAAUCUCGAUUAUCUUGAUCGAGCUUCACGACAAACUUCUCAACUACCCGAACGACAAACAGGAGAGACAUUACGAACAUGGCAAGUGGAAGAUAACACCAAUGAUCCUUCAAGUCAGACAAUAGGUGAAACUAUCAAAAUUCUAUAUAAAGGUCCACUUGAUAUGCCUGUUGAUUAUUGGGAAAACCUCCCAUCUAUCGAUAUUACCAGUAACGAAUCUAGAGGUGUUGGUCAAUUCAGAAUACGAAUAAAAAAAUCUGAUGUCACUAUUCGCAUUCACGACGGGUACGAUUGGUCUCGAACUAGGAAAAUUAUCGAAGAUGAGAUUAAAGCUGUUCGUAAGAGAUUAGAAAAAAUUCGACAAUUAUUAGCUUCAGGUCAAACGGCUGAUGCUUCUAUAGAAAAGACCAAUAGUGUUUUAUUCAAUUCCGUUUAUAUCGGUUUAGAUCAAAAUGAAGAAUUAGAUUCGGAAGCUUUGAUAGCUGCUAUAGAUGCUGAAUUAUUAGAUUUAGCUGAUCCUAUGAUGGAUACGGCAACUCAAUACACUCAAUCCUCUUGGCAAACAUUACCACCUCGUGGCACUUUACAAAACAAUGUAGGAGAAAUCAGUAAUAAGAGGUCGAAAUCCAGAAAGAAAUUUAAGAAAUUAUCAAGAUCUAAGAAACCUCAAAUAGAGGUAAUACUACAAGCUGUUAAUGUCGAUAUGGACACUUAUGAUGAUGGAGAAAUGGUCAAUAGGUUACAUGUUGGAAUAGGGAAAAUGGAGAUUUUGGAUCAUAUAAAAACAAGCACUUGGAAGAAAUUCUUGACGGAGAUGAAAGGUGAUAGUAGAGGUAAUAUGAGGGAAAGUGGAGCGGAUAUGGUGAGAUUGGAAUUGAUGAGUAUCAGAACUGGGAUCAAUCAACAUAAGGAUCAAGAAGCUAGAUUACGAAUCAAGGUUUUACCACUCAGACUUCAUAUCGAUCAAGACGCUUUGGACUUUUUGAAAAAAUUUGGAUCGUUCAAAUUACCCGCGGAGGGUCCACCGGCGAAGAGUGUUUCUGAAGAACCUUUCUUUCAAUUCGUCGAGAUCUUCCCCAUCGAGCUCAAAGUUGAUUAUAAACCAAAAAGAGUAGACUUCAAAGCUCUUAGAGAAGGCAAGACUGCAGAGUUGAUGAACUUUUUCCACUUUGAUGCGGCGGAAAUGACGCUGCGUCAUUUGAGUUUGACCGGGAUACCCGGAUGGGCACGUCUUUCCGAUACCCUCCAAGAUAUCUGGACCCCCGAUGUCAAAGCCAACCAAUUAGCCGAUGUCGUCUCUGGUAUAGCUCCCAUCCGAUCCCUAGUCAACGUCGGUUCCGGGGUAGCUGACCUCAUUUUACUCCCUAUCGAACAAUACCGAAAAGAUGGUAGAAUAGCAAGAGGUGUUCAACGUGGAGCAGGAAGUUUCGUACGUAGUACAGGAAUGGAAAUGAUGCGUUUAGGUGCUCGGAUGGCUACGGGUACUCAAGUCAUUUUGGAAAAAGCAGAAGGAGUUUUAGGUGGGAAAUUUUCAGAGAGAAUAACAGGUGAAAUCACACGUGGUUCAAGAGAUAAUUUAGGGGAUGAUUGGGUAGGAGAAGAUAAUAGUUCAGAUGAAGAAGAAGAGGGAAAGAGAAAAAGAGUUAGAAGUAGGUUCGCAGAUCAACCUAUCGAUAUGCGUGAAGGUGUACAAGCUGCGUAUAAAAGUUUAUCAAGGAAUAUUAAUAGUGCUGCUCAAACUAUUUUGGCUGUACCUAUGGAAGUAUAUGAGAGAUCGGCUGAUGAUGGCCCGUUGCGAGCUGUCAUCCGUGCCGUCCCUAUCGCAGUGUUGAAACCGAUGAUCGGUGCUUCUGAAGCUGUGAGCAAGACCUUGUUAGGGAUGCGUAAUAGUCUUGAUCCCCACGCGAGGAAAGAGUUAGGGGAUAAGUAUAAGUAA
Molecule: messenger RNA, 5820 nt
Organism: Tremella mesenterica DSM 1558
Lineage: Eukaryota; Fungi; Basidiomycota; Tremellomycetes; Tremellales; Tremellaceae
Exons: 9
Coding region: 1-5820 (1939 amino acids)
Biological process (GO): reticulophagy; piecemeal microautophagy of the nucleus; autophagy of mitochondrion
Cellular component (GO): extrinsic component of membrane; phagophore assembly site
Molecular function (GO): phosphatidylinositol-3-phosphate binding
Source: RefSeq, a predicted model, not a curated record